AUAUAAGGCGCUCCGAGCUGCUCGGGAGUCACACGGCUCCUCUGUGCUUCAGGAACAGCGCCAACAAGCCGCAGCCGGGUCCUCUCACACGGGAAUAACGCAGCUCUCCAGCGCGCAAAGGAAACGGCUCCCGAGUAUCCCAGCGACUGGACACUAACUGAGACCGAGGUUGUGUCUGGCACCCUGAGCAGCGGCGCUCACACACAGUUUGCUGUCGUCUGAAAGUCCACCCCAGACUUCUGAAGCUUCAGAAUGACCUGCGCUGUCAUGUCCUGGCUCCCUGUCCUCUCCCUCCUGCUGCUCUGCGUCAGGGACUCGGCCUCUCUCGUCCUGCCUGACUCCAAGGAGCUCAGGCAGCUGCUGAGCCGCUACGAGGAGGAAGCGGAUUACAACAGCACCAGCAACACCGCUGGCAAUAGGACCCGACGAGCCAUCCGCUGGUCGGACCGUGAGGAGAUCCUCCAGCUGCACAACAAGCUGAGGGGCGGCGUCUACCCCACUGCCUCCAACAUGGAGUACAUGGUUUGGGAUGAUGAGUUGGAGCGAUCCGCCACUCACUGGUCAGAGGUGUGUCAGUGGGACCAUGGACCCCAGGACCUGCUCAUGUCUAUUGGACAAAACCUGGCUGUUCACUGGGGAAGAUACCGCUCUCCUGCCUUCCAUGUCCAGGCCUGGUACGACGAGGUCAAAGACUACACUUAUCCCUACCCUCACGAGUGCAAUCCCUGGUGUCCAGAGCGCUGCUCCGGGCCCAUGUGCACCCAUUACACCCAGCUGGUCUGGGCGACCACGAGCCGAGUGGGCUGUGCUGUGCACGUGUGUCCGAGGAUGGACGUGUGGGGAGAAAUAUGGGAAAACGCUGUUUACCUUGUGUGCAACUAUUCCCCAAAGGGCAACUGGAUCGGUGAAGCUCCAUACCAGCAGGGCCGCCCUUGUUCCCAGUGCCCUCCCAGCUACGGAGGAGGCUGUAGGAACAACCUGUGCUACAAAGACUCUCAGCGCUCCGAGACAGAGGACAUGAAUGAGGUGGAGAAGCCUCAGGUUCCGCUGCCGCCUCGUACCACCGCCAAACCUGCCCCCAAACCUAAACCGUCUGCUCCCAAGAAACCAGCGUCCAAGCCCUCCACUCCUAAGCCGGCCACACCCAGGGCGCCGUCUUCAAAGACUCCCAGCAACACCUAUCUGGCUCAGAACAUCAAGUGUGAGACUAGACUGCGAGACAAGUGCAAAGGUGCAACCUGCAACAGAUUUAACUGUCCUGCUAACUGUCUGAAUAAGAAAGGGAAAGUUUGGGGAACUCUCUUUUACGAUGUGCAAUCAAGCAUUUGCAGAGCUGCUAUCCAUUUUGGUGUCAUUGACAACAAUGGAGGCCUGGUCGACGUCACAAGGACGGACAAGUAUCCAUUCUUUGUCAGAGGCACAAAGAAUGGCAUCGAGUCCCUCAGUAAAUAUAAACCCGGCAACGCCUUUGUGGUGGCAAAAGUGGAAGAGAUGACCGCUGACUGCUACACCACAGUGGCUGAAAUCUGCCCUUUCAAAAAGCCCAACUCAUACUGUCCCAGAAUCUUCUGCCCAACCAACUGCAAGACUCAGCCUUCCUAUUGGUCACCCGUGAUCGGAAAUAACAUUUACACAGACAGCUCCAGUAUUUGCAAAGCAGCCAUCCAUGCAGGGGUAAUCAGUGCAGAUGGCGGCUUGGUGGACAUUCUGCCACUGGACAAGAGAAAGAACUACGUUGGAGUCCUGAAAAAUGGCAUCCAGUCUGAGAGCAAGAGCAACACGGAGGGAGCCUCCUUCCGAGUCUUUGCCGUGAGGGAGUGAGACCUUGGUUCAGAAGUCCAAAGACCAACAGAGUCACCUCAGCUGCUCUUGAAGAGCAGGAAGUGCCCGCAGGUUGGAUACCACGGCUGUUCAUCUGUCUCUGUGCCCUCAGUGGAAACAGAACGUCCCAGCAGAUCGAUAGACAGACUUUUCCCUCCUAGUUCAGAAACAGUAGCCACCCAGUAAAACUCAUUCUCCCUUAUCUCGAUGGACCUUUAUUUUUCUCAGCUUUUAACUCCAGAUAUGGAUAUUUUUUAGACAUAUUUACUUAAUCUGUGAAUAUGGAAUGAUUUUAUAUAUUAUGAUGCGUUGAACAGCUGGUGCUGGACGUUUUUGAGUUAGUCAUGUUUUACAGGAAGUAUUUUGUUUACAUUGAUGUUCUUAUUACAAAUUUUAAUUGGUUUUCAUACACAGGAAUGUAUACUGAUCACACUGUAUUUAAUCAUUGUGUACAGAAUAUAUGAUAUUUUGUUUGUUUUAAAAAUGGAGUACCAUAUAUUAACAUUUUUAUGUUUAUUCUGAUUUGUUUUAUUGCCUUUUUCUGCUCACCUGGAUAAUCUAUGCUUUUCGCUCUUGAAGAUUUAGGCCACAUCUGGGUCUAAAUUGUUCUUAUAGGUUAAGUUAAAGAUGUUGUGUUGGCUGGGUAGACCAGAACAUGUUAGGCAGAAAACAAAAGGAGAGGAACAGUGUGGUAGAUGGGCGUGCAUACAAGCAGCAGGCACUGCUGUAGAUAGAUGGCAUUUCCCUUAAGGAGGCUGGUGUCGCUUCAGUGGCAGACAUGUGGAGGUGAUUUAGUGAUGGUGUUACGUUGCAAGGUUCACUGUGUGGUACAUGAUAGCUGGUGCAGAUUGGUCCUCAGAAUAUAAUGGAUGUAUUAUAUAACAAUCACAGACACUAGAUAGUUUAAAAUAACAAGCAGUCUUUUGUCAUUUUAUAUUUAUUAUUGCUUCGUGCUUUCCUCAUUUCCUAAUUUCUCCUGUUUACUAUGUUAUAUGAAAAUGCUAAAUUUGUCCCGCCCCCACCUGACAGAUGAAUGUGUCCCGUGUUUCAGGUAAAGAGAGAGUUUUAUGUGAAGAGACUAGACCAUAUUUUGAGAUGUGUGCAUGUGUUUGCUGUUCAUGCAUUUUGGAACAUGCAAGAUGCAGACACCUGUAAUGUCUAUCACUAUACUGGACUGAAGCACCGUUGCUGUUGGUACUGUCCUGAUUUGAAUUAGCAAUGCCUUUUUAGUUUGUUAUUCUGAUCUUUUUACACUUGACGUCUUGAUUUAGGUCUCUAAAUUGUCACUUACAUUUUAGCAUAGUAAGCAUCCCUCAGGGAUACAAACAAAACAAAUGUAAUGUCCAGUUUGCGCUGCAGGACUGGUGUGUCGAGUUGGGUUCCUAAAUAACACCACAUACAUCGUAGCAUCAUUAAGCCUUGUUGCACAUCUGUCAGUUUCCUAAAAACAGUACACGCUAAAGAGCUAAAGGACAAGAUUGUAAAAAAUGUCACAAAUACCUGGCCAGAAAAAUCACUCUUUAAAAUUUCUUCCUUCAAGCAUAUUUCAACUUUAUCUCCUUAUUCUACCUCAGUCCUAUCGCUACGCCAGGCAUCUAUGUCUUUUCUAUAUGCAAAUUUGUAUGGGAAAUGGGUUUUGUAAAGUUAAGGGAACUGUAAAUACAAUGAUUUUUUUUGUUUCUGAACAAUCCUUUAUGCAGGAAGAUAUGAUUAAAAUGUGUGAAUUUCUUUUAUUUGUCUUGUUUUUAUACAGGUUUAGGAUGGGUUCUAUAUUUUUGCACAAUUUGGAA
Messenger RNA from Chelmon rostratus (copperband butterflyfish), 3611 nucleotides. It is a transcript of the gene crispld2, whose product is annotated as cysteine-rich secretory protein LCCL domain containing 2. The record is from RefSeq and is a predicted model, not a curated record. Lineage: Eukaryota; Metazoa; Chordata; Actinopteri; Chaetodontiformes; Chaetodontidae. Bases 253 to 1821 code for a protein of 522 amino acids. The transcript has 15 exons. Gene Ontology annotation, cellular component: extracellular region.